Molecule: messenger RNA, 660 nt
Organism: Melampsora larici-populina 98AG31
Lineage: Eukaryota; Fungi; Basidiomycota; Pucciniomycetes; Pucciniales; Melampsoraceae
Exons: 3
Coding region: 1-660 (219 amino acids)
Source: RefSeq, a predicted model, not a curated record
AUGAGAUUCACAUUGAUCACCCUUGUUGCCUCGCUCAGCGCUUCAGCUGUUCAUAGUUCUAUGAUUGGAUCCGGAUCACUUGCGACGCGUGCCAGCCAGAAACCCAUGUCUGAUGCGCUCAACCACACCUCUGGAAACGGUAGCUCGAUCGGAACCCCUACCAACAGCAGCUCAGUUGGAGGCAGCAAGAAACCUAAGCCUGAUCACAAGACUUCUUCAGGAAACGGUAGCUCGAUUGGAUCCAGCACGAAUGCUACCUCAGGUAACAAUGGUACUGACAGUAGCCCAGAUCCGGAUGACGAUUUAACUGGAUCAUCCAACUCUACUGGUAACGGCACAUCCAACCCUCUCUUAGGUCCUUUACCAAAGAACGCAACUAUUGAUGAGAGAAUCACAAGACUCGAAGCCAAGUUAGCAGAACAUAAGCAAAAGCUUCAACGUGCAGAAAGUAAAUUAGUCAUUGAGAAAGAAAAGCUCGUAAAGCUUGGUGGUGGUAAUCAUACUACAAAUGCUUCAGCUCCUAUUGUAUCUCCUCCCAUCAUGAAGCACAACAGCACCGGCACUGGAAAUAGCUCAAUGCCCAUUGGACCUCAUAUCUGGACCAAAUCCAACAUGUCAGGAUCGAACACAACACCAUCAAAGAAGAACUCAACCCAGUAG